Colletotrichum godetiae is the source of this 333-nucleotide messenger RNA. Its product is annotated as CFEM domain-containing protein. NCBI's taxonomy places the organism in Eukaryota, Fungi, Ascomycota, Sordariomycetes, Glomerellales, Glomerellaceae. The transcript has a single exon. The record is from RefSeq and is a predicted model, not a curated record. Bases 1 to 333 code for a protein of 110 amino acids.
AUGAAGACUUCAUUUAUCGCCAUUCUCGCUGCUGCCGCCGGCAUGGCCAUUGCCGACAGUCUUGACGUGCCCGAUUGUGCGAAGCAGUGCGUCAAUGAUGAUAUCCAGAAGAGCGGUUGCGCUCAAGAUCAGAUCAAGGACUGCUACUGCCAAAAGGCCAACGUCAACUCACUCGUCAACUGUGUCAGUGGUGCCUGCAAAGAUCAGAACGACCUAGUCAAGGCUGCCCAGGCUGCUCAGAAGGCAUGCCCACAGCUCACAGGUGGCUUCAUUCCCGGCACCAAUAACGGAGGUGGAAACAAUAACGGUGGCAACAAUGGAGGAAAGAACUAG